Messenger RNA from Salvia hispanica, 1185 nucleotides. RefSeq names its product protein FAR-RED IMPAIRED RESPONSE 1-like. The record is from RefSeq and is a predicted model, not a curated record. NCBI's taxonomy places the organism in Eukaryota, Viridiplantae, Streptophyta, Magnoliopsida, Lamiales, Lamiaceae.
AUGGAAGAAGGUUGUUCUUCGUCAAUGGAAGAAGAUUUUGGUUUCACGUUCUACGAUGUAUAUGCCCGUGUUGUUGGUUUUGAUAAGCACAAAUCACAAAUGAGGAAAAUAGAUGGUGUUACUACUUGGUAUAAUGUUGUAUGCAACAAGGAAGGCAGCAAGAAGUCGAUCGAGGAUGACCAAGCGAAUGCACGGUCUGGCCCCACACUUACGUUCAAUGUGUUGAAGGAAAUACUCGGUGGUUUUCAGCUCGUUGGUUGCAAUGUUGGGGAUAUCAGGAAUGUUUCUCGAGACAUCAAAGCAUACACACAUGGUAUUGACGUACAAAUGGUGUUGGAUGAUAUGGCUAAGAAGAUGGAGCUGUCCGAGGCAUUCACAUAUGAGUACAAGGUUAAUGCUAGUAAUUAUCUAGUUGCUCUGCUUUGGUGCGAUGAUUUGAUGAAGAGGAAUUACCAUAUGUUCGGUGGAAAGGACAAUCAUGGACAACCAGUAACUUUUGUUGUUGGUUUGGUAAGCAACGAGAACACAGGUGCUUUUGCAUGGUUAUUGAAACAUUCCGUUGAAUGCAUGGGUGUUGCUCCAAAGAUGAUCGUAACAGAUCAAGAUUUGGGUAUGAGAUCGGCUAUUGAAGAGAUUCUUGUCGAGCAACACGCCACAGAUGACCUGCUUGAACCCGACGAGUUCGAAGAAGAGUGGAAUGGAGUAGUUGAGCGUUAUGGUCUGGAAGAACAUAGUUGGUUCAAGAUGUUGUACGAGUAUAGGCAAUUAUGGAUACAUGCGUACUUCAGAGAUUUCCCACUGGGGUCGAUGAUUAGGACCACCUCGAUAUCUAAGUCGGAGAACAGCUUCUAUAAAAACUUUUUGAAGCCACGCAACAACAUUGCCGAAUUCUACUUGAAUUUCAACCAAGUAGUGGAAUUUCAGCAGAAUAUUAGAACAAAGUUGGACUACCAAGACGCUACUCCCCUGCCUAUAUUGGGCACUACCUUGCCGUUCGAGAAACAUGCUUCUACUAUGUACACAGAUAGUAUCUUGAAGAAAAUACAAGAGGAAAUUGUUGAGGGUAAUGACAGAUGCCGCGUUUUGGGGUUAUCAUCUACAGACAUGAUUGACACCUACAAACUUGGAGACAACCUUCGCAAUUUGUACUUUGUGAGACAUGAUAAGACUGACGAGUCAUACUAG